This is a messenger RNA of Mugil cephalus (flathead mullet), 8384 nucleotides long. RefSeq names its product HECT, C2 and WW domain containing E3 ubiquitin protein ligase 2a (gene hecw2a). Lineage: Eukaryota; Metazoa; Chordata; Actinopteri; Mugiliformes; Mugilidae. The record is from RefSeq and is a predicted model, not a curated record. Gene Ontology annotation, biological process: regulation of dendrite morphogenesis. Gene Ontology annotation, molecular function: protein binding; ubiquitin-protein transferase activity. The transcript has 30 exons. The coding region runs from base 873 to 5429 and encodes 1518 amino acids.
CAGAAUAAAUCCCUCCGCGCCCCCGAGCAUUAAGACAAGAAGACAGGAGAGGACUCACUCCACUGCAAACAACCAAACACUACGCCAUCCUCCGUUUUUUUUUUUUCCUUGAGGACUGGCAGCGGGUCGGAUGCUCCGGACGGUCACAUUUAGUGCAUCAGCUGCUGGGAGGACGCAGGACCUGACAACUGCAGCGUAUCGCGAUGCAGAGGAGGAGAGUACGGACCUGAUUCCCGUGUGAGCUGCAGGCUUCAGACCCUGAGCGGUGUGUGUGUGUGUGUGUGUGUGUGUGUGUGUGCGCGGGGGGGUGCGGGUGGGAGCAGAGCGCAGGGAGGCGGUGCGGUGGCGGACUUUAUGCGCACACCUCUGGGCGCCGCUGCCGAAGAGGAGCCGAGGUGCCUCUGCAGCGCCGCAGCGGUUUUUUAGAGGGAUACCGUCUCGAUACGUGACUCCGAGCCCGAAGCCGUCCCGGAUCCGAGAGGGGAGGGGAGAGGGGAGAGGGGGGGUGUGGGCAUAGCGCGGCACCCCGCCCGUCUCGCCUCAUUUUGGACUGCAGGGAUAACGAGCUAAAACCGUGAUACCCCCGCGCAGUAACCCACGGAGCAGGUGUUGGUGGCGGCGCCGUCACCCGCUUUCACUCCCACCUCCCUCCCUCCCUCCGUCACCCACAUCCCGAUCCCGCACCUCUGCGCCAAAGGUUCCUGCUGGAAAACGUGGACUAAGCCUGUGACUGGAGAUAAUAAUGAUUCAUAAAGAAAAGAAUCGACACAUCGUUUCUAAGUCGGACUUCCCAUGAGAAGCUUCUAAUCAUCACGGCCUCUUCUUUGGUUCUGUCUUCAACCGCUUCCGCUUGACCCAGCUGCCUCUUCAACAUGCGUCCGUCCCUCGCCACAGCCGUCCUACCGGCUAGGACCCGGUCCCACAACCCGCCCAACCUGGCGGUGGGGGGCCGUGAACACCUGUCGGCCCCGCGGAGGCGCAGCCCCCACCUCCGGCACACCCUCAGCCCGGAGAACCUGCGGACCCUGGCGGAGAGGGGCGGCGCCUCCGUGGACACGGCCUCGGUCAUGAGCGGCCCCAUCGGGCUCCCGCGGGCCAACAGCGACACGGACCUGGUGACGUCCCAGAGCCGGUCCUCGCUGACGGCGUCCACGCUGGAGUACACGCUGAACCGGGGCCAGAACCUCGUCAUAUCCUGGGACAUCAAGGAGGAGGUGGACGCUACUGACUGGAUCGGACUCUACCACAUCGAUGAAACCAGUCCGUCUAAUGUGUGGGACUGUAAGAACAGAGGGGUGAAUGGCACCCAGAAGGGGCAGAUUGUUUGGAGGCUGGAGCCCGGGCCCUACUUUAUGGAGCCCGAGACCAAGAUCUGCUUUAAGUACUACCACGGAGUGAGCGGAGCCCUCAGAGCCACCACCCCCUGCAUCACUGUGAAGAACCCGGCAGUCCUGGUGGAGGGUCUGGCAGAGCAGGUUGGCGUCGAACAUCCCCGAAAACUGAUCAGCUUCACCUUGACGGAUCUGCGUGCCACUGGUUUAAAGAAGGGCAUGUUUUUUAACCCGGACCCGUACCUGAAGAUGUCCAUCCACCCCGGGAAGAGGAGCGUCUUCCCCAUCUUCAGCCAUCACGGACAGGAACGCCGGUCCGCCAUCAUCGCUAACACCACCAACCCCGUCUGGCACGGAGAGAAAUACACAUUUGUAGCACUUAUGACAGACAUCCUCUACAUCGAAGUGAAGGACAAGUUCGCAAAGAGUCGACCAAUCAUCAAACGCUUCCUUGGUCAGCUGACUAUCCCCGUGCAGAGGCUUAUUGAAAAAAUACCUGGUGUCCAGCCGGUGACGUUCUCCCUGUGUCGGCGCCUUCCCACCGAACAUGUAAGCGGACAGUUGCAGUUUAAAGUUGAGCUCACCUCCACUGGUCCAGAUGGAGCCUCUCCUGAUUCUAUCAUCGGCAUUUCAUCCUUGAACGGAGCUCCAGGGACUCCGUCCGAUGACGAGGACCUGCCCCACCACCUCCCGGGCAUGGUGUCCGCAGGCCCCUCUCCCACGGGCUCCCAGGGAUCCCAGGGCAUGUGGGAGGGCGGCGCCACGGCCUUCCCUGAAAAGGACCCGUCUCUCGUCGGAGCGGAGGGCAGAUUCGUCGAAGCCGAGACACUUUCAGGCCAUGAAAUGCUCCAGAGGUCUCUCAGCGAGGGCCUGGAUGCUAUUGAGGCCCCUAAGGGCCCCGGGGAAAGACCCUUGGGCGCUGCUUCGCCAAAAUUGCGCUCCAGCUUCCCCACGCACACGAGGCUCAGCGCCAUGCUGCACAUCGACUCGGACGAGGACGAGGAAAGGUCCGGAGCCAACGACUUCCCUCCCAUGCCGCUGUCGCCGCUGCUGAUGAACGGAGAACCUCCGGACGACGGCGGCCCCGAUGAAGACGACCCGUUUCCUGAACUGCACCAGGAGCCCGAGCAGCUGGAGGCCUCGGUGCUGGAGGAGGAGCCCGAGGGCGCGGGGGCCACGGAGGACGAGGACAUACCUCCUGAGGCUGGACCACAGCUGGACGCGGGGCUGGACCUGGAUGAUGUGUUGGAUCAGGACGUUUUCCUCGAAGUGGAAGAGGCUCCGUUCACAGACGCCCAUAACGUUUUACCAGAAGAUGGAGACACACCUGAGCAGGGGAGGGGGGCCGGAGACGACCCCUUAUCUGAGAUCGACUCCUGCUCCAUGGCAACAGCCCCUCAGACGGUCGUCUCCUCGUCAGAGAGUUGUCCAAUCACGCUGACCACCGCUGUGGAAGUGCAGGAGGGAGCAGAAACGGCCAUAGAUCCGGGGGGAGAAGCAGAGUCCAGCACCCCACCACCAACCACUCAGGCCGUGGACGACGAGGGAGGUGGGCAGGCCGCCGCCCCCGAGGCCGAGGGAGGAGCCCGCGAGCAAGAGGCGGCCGAGGAGAUCGGCGUGAGGAGGCCGAGCCUGCAGGCUGCAGGGGGCGUGGCUGAGGAGCAGGAAGGGGAGGAGUCAAAGCCACAGGAUGAGGGGGCUACCACGGAAACGGAUGGAGAGGAAGGUUCCCACGUUAAUGGCCACCCGGUGCGGUCGCUUCCGUCCGUGCGUCAUGACAUCCAUCGGUACCAGCGCGUGGACGAGCCUCUGCCUCCCAACUGGGAGGCUCGCAUCGACAGCCACGGGAGGAUCUUCUUCGUGGACCACGUGAACAGGACCACCACGUGGCAGCGUCCGACCGGACCUCCUGCCCCACAGGGCCUGACCCGCUCCAACUCCAUUCAGCAGAUGGAGCAGCUCAACCGCAGAUACCAGAGCAUCAGAAGGACCAUAACCAACAGCGAUCGGGCAGAGGAAAGCUCCGCUGACCUGCUUCCUGAACCAGAAAGUGAUCUGAUGCCCCACUCCAUUUCUGACUACAGACGAGAGAGCGCAGUCGCUCAUUCCAGCGGCCGCUCGCGUCUCUCGCUGCUGCUCCAGUCGCCCAGCGCCAAGUUCCUGUGCAGCCCCGACUUCUUCACCGUGCUGCAUUCUAACCCUAGUGCCUACCGCAUGUUUACGAGCAACACCUGCCUGAAGCACAUGAUCAGUAAGGUGCGACGAGACGCUCAUUACUUCGAGCGCUACCAGCACAACCGCGACCUCGUCACCUUCCUCAACAUGUUCUCCAACAAGCAGCUGGAGCUUCCUCGGGGCUGGGAGAUGAAGCACGACCACACUGGGAAGCCUUUCUUCGUGGAUCACAACUGUCGCUCCACGACCUUCAUCGACCCGCGGCUGCCCCUCCAGAGCUCGCGCUCCACCGGGCUCCUGGCCCAUCGCCAGCAUCUGAGCCGCCAGCGCAGCCACAGCGCCGGGGAGUGCUUCCUUUUGUCACAGGUGGUGGACGACUCACGCCAAACCAACCCGCCCGUCAUGCCCCGCCCCUCCAGCACCUUCAGCGGCUCCAGUCGAAGUCAGUACCAUGACGUGGUUCCUGUAGCCUACAAUGACAAGAUCGUGGCGUUUCUACGGCAACCCAACAUCUUUGAGAUCCUGCAGGAAAGACAACCUGAGCUGGCCAGGAACCAUUCGCUCAAGGAGAAGGUGCAGUUUAUUCGCAGUGAAGGAGUCACGGGUUUGGCUCGUCUCUCCAGUGACGCCGACCUCGUCAUGUUGCUGAGCCUUUUUGAGGAGGAGGUGAUGUCGUACGUGCCUCCGUUGCUCCACCCAGGUUACUCCAUCUCCUCCCCUCAGAGUUCCCCGGGAACCCAGCGAGCUAACGCCCGAGCGCCUGCUCCCUACAAGAGAGACUUUGAGGCCAAACUACGAAACUUCUAUCGGAAGCUGGAGACGAAAGGUUAUGGACAAGGACCCGGGAAAGUCAAGCUCAUCAUACGCAGAGACCACCUCCUGGAAGACGCCUUCAACCAGAUCAUGUGCUACUCCAGAAAAGACCUGCAGAGGAGUAAACUCUACGUCAGCUUUGUGGGCGAGGACGGGCUGGACUACAGUGGACCCUCCAGAGAGUUUUUCUUCCUGGUGUCUAGAGAACUGUUCAACCCGUAUUACGGCCUGUUUGAGUAUUCGGCCAAUGACACGUACACGGUUCAGAUCAGCCCCAUGUCGGCCUUCGUAGACAACCACCACGAAUGGUUUCGGUUCAGCGGGCGCAUCCUGGGGUUGGCCCUCGUCCAUCAGUACCUGCUGGAUGCCUUUUUUACCCGUCCUUUCUACAAGGGCCUUCUGCGCAUACCCUGCGACCUGAGCGACCUGGAGUUUCUGGACGAGGAGUUUCACCAGAGCCUGCAGUGGAUGAAGGACAACGACAUCGAAGACAUGCUGGACCUCACCUUCACGGUCAACGAGGAGGUGUUUGGGCAGAUUACGGAGAGAGAGCUGAAGCCGGGCGGGGCCGGGAUCCCUGUGUCAGAGAAGAACAAGAAGGAGUACAUCGAGCGAAUGGUGAAGUGGCGGAUAGAGAGAGGAGUGGCCCAGCAGACGGAGAGUCUGGUCCGAGGUUUCUACGAGGUGGUGGACGUGCGGCUGGUGUCUGUGUUCGAUGCCAGGGAGCUGGAGCUGGUUAUUGCAGGCACUGCGGAGAUCGACCUGGCAGACUGGAGGAACAACACGGAGUACAGAGGAGGUUACCAUGACAACCACAUCGUGAUUCGCUGGUUCUGGGCGGCGGUGGAGAGAUUCAACAACGAGCAGAGGCUGAGGCUGCUGCAGUUUGUGACAGGAACCUCCAGUAUUCCCUACGAGGGCUUCGCCUCCCUGCGGGGCAGUAACGGACCCCGGAGAUUCUGUGUGGAGAAGUGGGGAAAAAUCACCUCCUUACCCAGGGCUCACACUUGCUUUAAUCGCCUGGACCUCCCGCCCUACCCGUCCUUCUCCAUGCUCUACGAGAAGCUGGUGACGGCCGUGGAGGAGACGAGCACCUUCGGUUUGGAGUAACCUCAGACGCCCGGGACGGAUCCAUGUUGGAAAACCCGUGUUUCUCACUGAGGAGAGACGUGGAACAUAAAACUAAUAUCCUCAAAAAGGCAACUAACCCCCACCCGUGGAGAACUCUGCUGUUUUUUUUUUUUUUUGUUUUUGUUUUUUUCCGAAUGGCUUUACAUCACUCAGCUCUUUAUUCCGAUUCUCUGCCUUUCCCUCUCAUUUCAAAGACAGACGAUCGGAAAGCGAUUUGAAAACGUGCGCAGUACGAUAUGUAACAUUUGUUCACUGAGACACAUGUGUGCUUUAUUUCUUUAGUCAAUGGCCUUGGUUACUGGAUUUCUAGCGACCCACCCUCCCCCCUCCUCUCCUCCCCUCCUUUCCUUUCCUCCCCUCCUUUCCUCCAACCUGCACCUCAAAGAUAGCUGCUCAAAAACCACCAAGCUCCCUUUCCCUCUCCGGACCUCGAAACUGUGUCUGUCCCACACUGGGGCUGCAGUAUUAUAAACUAUGAUACACUCACUCAUCACCUUUGCACAAACACACGUGCGUCUUUGUAUUUCAAUAGCAAACCAGUGUUUCCCCCCCAACCCCAAGAUUAUUAUUAUUAUUAUUUUUUUUUAUUAUUGCACGGUAAGUUGUGAUGUUGGAUGUUGGCUGGUCCUCCCUUCCUGUUAAGUGAAAGGGGGGAAACACUGAUGUGCACAAAUACAGAUCCAUUAUUCAAAGACUGAAAAAAAACAACAAAAAAAAAAAAAAUACACUAGUUUUCACAGUUUUGAUUCCUGAACAAGUCGCAAACCGACUCACACGCCAUCUGUGAUAUUUAUGAUCCGAUCGCGAUAAAAAGGCUGCAGGACCCGGUCAGGACUGUUACUUCCAAUCCUGCGACAGACAUGAGCUCAAAAAAGGUCACGACACAUGUGAGGAGCGUAGUGUCCGUGUGUGUACUCAACACACAACAAGGUCGACCAGUGUGACGCGCUUUCGUAUACAGACACAGAAAGGCAGGGCUCCUGUCUUUCACACCGUUCCAUACAUUUCUUAUGAGCGACAGAUGCACUUUGUCUCGUAGACAGAUGACGCCUGCUCUUCACUAUGACACACACCGACGAAGCCGCCUCCUACCCAGUGAAAGUGAUGAAUGUACCAAAACUAAGUGACUGAAUGUAUGAACCUCGAGCGACUGUUCGGCCCCUGAGAAAAAAAAAAUCUCACGCGAGCUGAAGAGGAAGCUGAAUGUGGGACGUUUGAAGCGGAGGGGGCGGGAGAUGGAAUGUGACUGGGUCGCUCGAGGAGCGAAGUGACGCUUCCACUUAUUGUUGGAACUGGAUUAGGCCUCGUUAGCUCGGAGACACGCGCCUGGUGUCGCCCUGGAGCUUCGUCGGGGUGCAGCGGUAGGAUGUUUUUAGUGCCUCUUAGGUUUCCUGACCAUGAAGUGAAAUUUUAUAAGUGAAGCUUUAUUUCUUAGUAAAAAAAAAAAAAAACGUCACGUGACUCAUGUAUCUGACAAAUCAAAGAUGGUGAAACCACAGGAUACGAGUUGCAGUUUAAAAAACGAGACAUCACCACAAGGGGGCAGUGUGAGUUUUAUCAGCGUUGAAUCAAAGAACCAGUGAUUUUUUUGUCUUUACUGAAGAGCCUGACCAGGGGUGACGACGACGCACCGGCCUCUAGGGCCGUACGGAUACUGUACUUUAGAACUAGUGGCAUAAAAGACCAAUGCCAGACAAUAGUUUUGUCUCACAAGCAUGUGAUAAAAUAUUUCUUUUUACUUUUAAGUGCACACCCCAAAACCCCCCGAGGACCAGUUUACGCCGUCUCUCAAACACUAUCUCACAUAAAAAUAAACACACACACACACACACAAACUCAUUUUCUACGAGGUGCAUGCACGAUUACACCUAUUGUACAGAGUCCUGUUGGAGCUAGACCACAGGGGCUGGAAUAGUUGUAGAGAGCCCCACAUGGAGGCGGACUUUCUCAUCCCAGCCCAAUAAAAUGCAUGCAGGAUCUCCCCGGUCAGCUCCGUGAGCUGCGCCCGGCAGAAACUCCUAGGUGGCGUUGUGUUAUAGCUUGAUAUUGCAUGCUGAAAAAUAGUGCAACACACUGUCCUUACUAGCUUUUUUUGCAUGAGGAUAUCGCUAUCCAUUCAGACGAAGGGGUGAGGGAGCUGGUUGAGUCGUGUCACUUUGGUUGUGGGCAUGCGGCCUUAUACUCACCCGACGCUGUCUUGAGUGUGAAGCUCACGGGAACAAGGUGAAGGAAACAGGUGCUUUAGGAAACGGACAAUGUGUGAAUGCGAUAGUUUGUUUUCUCUACGGCAGUGUAACGGCGAGUAUCUUGGCAGCAUGUUUCUAAAAAUGUUACUUUCACACGUGCGUGUCUGCCUAUCUUAGUAAUAGGUCGGUGGUUAUGGUUCAUCGCUUACGACCGAGCGACGAACCAAUAGGGCUGUUUUGAUUUUGUGAAAACGUGAGAACACAUGUGCGUGUACCAUGUGUGCAGUCCUGUUUGUCUCUUUGUAUAUAAAUGUAUAUGUACGUCCGUCCUGUUGUGUGUAUAAAUAUAUAUUUUGCACCGAAUGUACCAAAGGUUUGGGGCUUGCAAAGUCAACCAUUAGGCCUGCUCUCUAUUUCUUCAGUCUUUCAAACACACAUCCCACUUCUGGCUUCUGCCAAAUCUUUACAGAGCAUCAACUCAUGUUUUUCCUCGAGGGUCAGAUUUGUGACGCUUCACGUUAGGAUCUACAACACUUGGUCAGAUUGACAUUCACCGUGAUGAGGCUUUUCCGGUGCAGAGGACUGGUAAGACUGCUUCACAUCCCAACGGGGAGAGCUGCACCUCUCGUCCUUCCUAGUGCAUUUCUGACCGGACCCGGAUCCAGUUUUCAGAAUUCCACUCUAUGCAAAGCUCCUGUAUGUGUGUCUCCAUUUCACUCCAAUGAUUGUAAUAAAAGAUAACAAAUGA